AUGGCUCACUGGCUGAUGGUGGUCAUUGCGCUCACCUACCUGAGUGGCUUGACCUCUCCGAGCCCUACGUCUAUGCCCUACAAAACCCGUGAGACUAACUUUAUGGAGCUCAUUACAGAACUGAUGAACAUCACCAACAACCAGAAGGACACUGUCUGCAAUGGCAGCAUGGUAUGGAGUGUCAACCUGACAGGCAAUGAAGGUAAGGAGUUCCUUUACUGUGCAGCCCUGGAGUCCCUGCGCAAUGUAUCCAACUGCAGUGUCCUCCAAAAGACCCGGAAGUUGCUCAAGGAUUUCUGCAUUCUGGCACGCCAAGCUGGGGUUCCCCCUCCACUCGUUCGACAUACUAAAAUUGAAUUGAAACCGUUUUUGAAAGUCCUGCUCAACUACAUACGGCAUAUGUUUAGAACCAGCCGCUGA
Messenger RNA from Suncus etruscus (white-toothed pygmy shrew), 420 nucleotides. It is a transcript of the gene IL13, whose product is annotated as interleukin 13. Gene Ontology annotation, molecular function: cytokine receptor binding. Gene Ontology annotation, cellular component: extracellular region. Gene Ontology annotation, biological process: immune response. NCBI's taxonomy places the organism in Eukaryota, Metazoa, Chordata, Mammalia, Eulipotyphla, Soricidae. The record is from RefSeq and is a predicted model, not a curated record. The transcript is spliced from 4 exons. Bases 1 to 420 code for a protein of 139 amino acids.